AUGCGACUUUCCUUUUUCUGGGCCUUUGCCCUCCUUUCGGGCAUCGCCGUUGCCCAUCCCGGCCAUGAUCACAGCCAUGAAAUCGCCCAGCGAAGGGCCUUUAUGGCCAAUUCUAAGCGAACCGAUCUCUCUCAUUGUGUGUCUAAGCUCAAGGCUCGCGGUAUAGAGUCUAGAAACAUUGCACGGCGGUCUGCGAUGAUAAGCUCCAAGCAGCAAAAACGUGAUCUUGAUCGGGUCUUGGACACCAACCAUAACGAGACCAACUUGCGCUACACUCCUACUACAGCUGAGACAACUGUUUUCUCAAGCAACACCGGCUGCGCCUUGACGCCCGAGUCUACUCAAGGCCCGUAUUAUAUAACCGGGGAACAUGUUCGCCGCAACUUAAUCGAGGAUCAGCAGGGUGUCAACCUGUACAUGGAUCUCCAAGUUAUCGACAUGAACACCUGCGACCCGGUCCCAGACGUCUGGCUCGAAGUCUGGAGCUGCAAUGCCACAGGCGUAUAUUCGGGCGUAGUAGCAGCCGCAAACGGGGAUGGCACUGAUGAUUUGGCCAACAUCGACACCACCUGGCUCCGAGGUAUCCAGCGCACCAACGCAGACGGAGUGGUUCAAUUCGACACCCUCUUCCCGGGCCACUACACCGAUCGGGCAACACACAUGCACGUCUUGAUUCAUCAUAACGCGACAGAGCUGCACAACCAGACCCUGGGAUCGGGGAAUUCAACCCGCGUCAUGCACGUUGGCCAGGCAUUUUUCGACCAGAGUCUCAUCUCCGCGGUUGAAGCUACCUAUCCGUAUACUGAGAAUACGCAGGUGUUGACGGAGAAUGCAGACGACAGCAUCUUGUCCACCGAGGCCAGUCUCGGUGCCGACCCGGUCAUGGAAUACGCGUAUAUUGGCGGCAGCGUGAUGGAUGGCAUUUUUGCGUGGCUCUCAUUCGGCAUCAAUGUCACCAAGAACUAUGAAGUGCCUGCCUCGGGAUCAUACUGGGAGGAUGGCGGGAGGCCGGAAGACAAUUCCGAGUGGACGGUCACGCCCCCGGAGACUGGGUCGAGCAAUAGCAGCUCUGCGGCUUCUUCUGGGAUAUAAGUAGUUGCUCUUCAGGGGCUGUAUGUGGGGGAUGAAUUUAGUAAAUUGUAGUAUGUUUAGUGUUCUCACUAUUGAAUUACAAGCUAAAGAUUACCCACGUACAUUACCAACCAGUCAAUGAACAGUAUAUGAACAUGGCAACCCCUGUAGCGACCGUCAUCCAUGGAAUAUACACGGCAGUCAGAAAGGGCGACAUUGAUGCUGGCUCAAUCCUC
Aspergillus wentii DTO 134E9 is the source of this 1307-nucleotide messenger RNA. Its product is annotated as intradiol ring-cleavage dioxygenase. NCBI's taxonomy places the organism in Eukaryota, Fungi, Ascomycota, Eurotiomycetes, Eurotiales, Aspergillaceae. Gene Ontology annotation, molecular function: iron ion binding; oxidoreductase activity, acting on single donors with incorporation of molecular oxygen, incorporation of two atoms of oxygen. The coding region runs from base 1 to 1092 and encodes 363 amino acids. The transcript is spliced from 3 exons. The record is from RefSeq and is a predicted model, not a curated record.